Exophiala mesophila is the source of this 866-nucleotide messenger RNA. RefSeq lists its product as uncharacterized. The record is from RefSeq and is a predicted model, not a curated record. The coding region runs from base 118 to 654 and encodes 178 amino acids. The transcript is spliced from 2 exons. Lineage: Eukaryota; Fungi; Ascomycota; Eurotiomycetes; Chaetothyriales; Herpotrichiellaceae.
CAUUCAUUCACUCGCUCACUUACUCACUAAUACCCUCACCCAAGUCACUCAUUCCCAAGACAACGUGAUACUCUAGACUCUCCCAUUUUCACCUGCCCAAACUCCUCAUUCCUCAACAUGAAGUUCUUCGGAGUUAUUGCAUCUCUGGCCAUGGCCACCACUGCCCUCGCUGCUCCCGGUUGGGGCGAUUGGAGCGGUGGUCUCACCCAGAGAGACGCCGAAGAUAUUGUGGCCAAGUUCAGCUCAAUCCUCACCCAUGCUGACAUCCCCACUGCCAACAAGACUGCUCAAGCUUUGAUCGCUGAGGGUUAUACGGAGAUUUCUGACUCUAUCAACAUCCUCGCUGGAUUCCCUAUCGGUGGUGUCACCUUCAACGGCAAGCAGAGCUACAUCAAUGGUGUUCUCUACUCGCCUAGCUUGACCGGCAUCGAGAACCUCAAGAUCGCUCCAGCUGGAAACAACCUUGUCAUCUGGUACUGGAAGUUCACCGGCAUCGGUAGCAAGCAAGUCCCAGUUAGGGGUUUUAAUCUCUUCGAAAUCAACAAGCAGAAGCAGAUUACCUCCCUCUAUGUCGAGUUCAAUAGUAUUGCUUGGGGCAUCGACACUGGAUACACCACUACCGACCCAACUGGCAAGAAAUUGCCCUUGGUGUAAACGCACUCGGAAAGGAUAAGGAAUUUGUCCUACAACUGACGUGCAGAGGAGUGUACUUGAUUCUCCAUUCUCACGAUAUUCUUUAAUGGUAAUUGCAUCAAGGACCAGGACAGGUGGAUUUGGGAUUCAGUGUAAGAUAUAAACACGUUGGAUAUUUAGAAAAUAGAAAAAGCAAGAAGGCCACACCGUCGUCUAUGACUUGGCCUCAUUUC